AUGUACCCACCUCGGCCCACGUACACACCCCGGUCCUCGUACCCACCGCCGCCCACAAGAAGGAACAGAACUGUGACCAGCACCGCCGUCAAGCCGAAAAGAGGUCUUGACUUCUGGCUCAUUUUUGCAGCUACCGCAAUGGCGGGGUCCUUGAGUGCCCUCGACACGUCGUGUAUUCCUACAGCUCUUCCAAGUAUGGUAGCAGAUCUACAUGGGGAGGCUUCCUUCGCGUGGGUGGGGAGCGCGUACACCCUGGCUUCAGCCGCAUGGCUUCCAUUGACUGGAGCGCUUGCCGGGGCGUUUGGGAGACAGCCCAUCAUCGUCUUGGCCCUUACUUUGUUUUUCCUUGGGUCAGUGUUAUGUGGAGAGGCAACCAGCAUGGAUAUGUUAAUCGCUGGAAGAACUGUUCAAGGUUUGGGCGGCGGUGGGAUUCUGGCCAUGAGCGAAAUCAUCGUCGCAGAUCUCGUUCCCUUGAAGGAGCGUGGGGCGUUCAUGGGAAUAAUGUCCCUUGUUUGGGCCCUGGCUGGUUCGAUCGGGCCACUUAUGGGCGGAGCACUGUCCCAAAAGGCCACAUGGAGAUGGAUAUUCCGCAUUAACCUACCUCUCACGUUCCUUGCUUUCUGCCUCGUCGUUGGUUUUCUGAAACUCAAGAUUCCAAGCGGGAGCAUCAAACAGAAGUUUAAGAGGAUUGAUUGGUUUGGUAACGCUCUGAUCGCAGCAUCAACAUGCUCUGUAACAAUUGCCCUCACCCGGGGAGGUGUGGAAGUCUCCUGGUCCUCCGCACAAACUAUCGUGCCCCUCAUUCUUGGGCUUCUGGGAAUGGUCGCUUUCUUUGCAUAUGAAGCGAAGUGCGUCGCCGAGCCAACGAUACCGUUCGACCUCCUCUCCAAUCGAACUUCUGCUGCAGGCUUUAUUACCACCUUCUUUCACUCCAUCGUCGCUGUCGCAGUAAUCUUCUACAUGCCUGUAUUGUUCCAGGCGUGCUUCAUUGCCUCUCCAAUUCAAUCCGGAGUGGAUUCACUUGCUCUGGCAAUCACCAUGACAUUUGCUUCGCUUUUUGGUGGUGUUUCGGCCAUGGUCACAAAACGCUAUGUACCGCAAAACUGGAUUGGUUGGAUCUUGAUGACGAUCGGAACCGGGUGCCUAAGCUUGCUCCAAUCCGACAGCCCCACGGCGAAAUGGGUCGGCUUCCAAGCACUGGUCGGUUUGGGUCUUGGCAUGGUUUGGACCACUGUGAAGUUCCCCAUUCUUGCCCCGCUACCGGUGUCUCGCAAUGCCAGCGCUAUGGCCUUGUUCACUUUUUUCCGAACCCUGGCUCAAACGUUUGGUAUCACAAUCGCUGGUGCGGUACUCCAGAACGAGCUGAAGAUGCGGCUCCCUACGGCCUUCCUCACGCUCUUUCCCGGCAAUGUAGAUGUUUCCUUUGCGGCUAUUCCCGUCAUCCCCACUUUGUCGGCCUCUAUCCGCGUUCAAGUUCAGGACGCAUUUGCAGCCAGCCUCAGCAUUGUUUGGAAGGUCUUAUUGACAUUUUGUUUCCUAGGUUUGCUGACUGUGGUUCUAAUGAAAGAGGUCGAGCUGCACGAUGAAACCGACGAGAAUUGGGAUUUGUCAGAAGCUCAAGUCCUGGUUGAUACGGAGCCAGUGACAGGAUUACGGUCACGUCGUAACCGUGGCCAGGAAACAACAACGGAGCAGGGAAGAUCGCCAUCUCCGGUACUCAUAUAG
This is a messenger RNA of Dacryopinax primogenitus, 1725 nucleotides long. Its product is annotated as iron permease. Gene Ontology annotation, molecular function: transmembrane transporter activity. NCBI's taxonomy places the organism in Eukaryota, Fungi, Basidiomycota, Dacrymycetes, Dacrymycetales, Dacrymycetaceae. The record is from RefSeq and is a predicted model, not a curated record. The transcript is spliced from 4 exons. Bases 1 to 1725 code for a protein of 574 amino acids. Gene Ontology annotation, biological process: transmembrane transport.